GCCAUUAUUACCCAUCGGAGUUGUUCACAAAGUAGCAAACUGCAAUGGCCGGCGGCGGAAUCCAGACUUCUCCCGGCUCCAAUAAAGCUUACCCGGGAAACCUAACUCUAUACGUCACAUUUACUUGCAUUGUUGCCGGCAUGGGUGGCCUCAUUUUCGGUUACGAUAUCGGCAUCUCCGGGGGAGUGACGUCGAUGGAUUCUUUCUUAAAAGAUUUCUUCCCGUCGGUUUACCUGAAACAAGCAGCGGACACGACGACGAGCCAGUACUGUAAGUUCGACAGUCAGAUAUUGACGAUGUUUACGUCAUCUUUGUACUUGGCGGCACUGAUGUCAUCUCUGGUGGCGUCGACGGUGACGCGGAAGCUCGGCCGGAAACUGUCAAUGCUCUUUGGUGGCAUUCUGUUCAGUGUCGGAGCUCUGGUUAACGGGUGUGCGAUGGCGGUUUGGAUGCUCAUUUUGGGUCGGAUCCUACUUGGGUUUGGAAUCGGGUUUGCUAACCAGGCUGUGCCAUUAUACCUAUCUGAAAUGGCACCAUAUAGGUAUAGAGGGUCACUCAACAUCGGGUUCCAAUUAUCAAUCACAAUCGGUAUCUUCGUGGCAAAUAUAUUGAAUUACUUUUUCGACAAGAUCAAAGGAGGAUGGGGUUGGAGGUUGAGUCUCGGGGGCGCAGUGGUCCCCGCCUUGAUCAUAACGGCGGGGUCCCUUGUGCUCCCAGAGACCCCCAACUCCAUGAUUGAGAGAGGUAAUAUAGAAGAGGCUAGAGUUAAACUUAAAAGAAUUAGAGGCAUUGACAAUGUUGACGAAGAAUUUUAUGAUUUGAUCAUGGCUAGCGAAGCAUCGAAAAAAAUCAAGCAUCCUUGGAGAAAUUUGUUACAAAGGAAAUACAGGCCACAACUCACUAUGGCUAUAUUGAUUCCGUUUUUCCAACAAUUAACUGGGAUUAACGUCAUCAUGUUUUACGCCCCGGUUUUAUUCAAAACAAUCGGGUUUAAGGGACAGGCUUCACUUGUGUCUGCUGUCGUUACUGGUACUAUAAAUGUUAUUGCGACGUGUGUUUCAAUAUAUGGAGUGGACAAGUGGGGAAGAAGGUUUCUUUUCCUUGAAGGUGGCACUCAAAUGCUUAUAUGUCAGGUUGUUGUAGCAAUUUUUAUAGGGAUCAAAUUUGGAAUUGAUGGGAACCCGGGUAACUUGCCACAAUGGUAUGCCAUUGUGGUAGUGCUUUUCAUAUGCAUAUAUGUAUCUGGUUUCGCGUGGUCAUGGGGUCCAUUAGGUUGGCUUGUACCAAGUGAAAUCUUCCCGCUUGAAAUCCGAUCAGCUGCUCAAAGUAUCACUGUCUCCGUGAACAUGAUCUUCACAUUUAUUAUCGCCCAAGUGUUCUUAACAUUGCUUUGCCACCUAAAGUUCGGGCUGUUCCUCUUUUUCGCUUUUUGGGUGGUCAUUAUGACCGCAUUUAUAUAUGUGUUCUUGCCCGAAACAAAGAACAUUCCGAUUGAAGAAAUGGUGGUUGUGUGGAAGAAGCAUUGGUUCUGGUCAAGGUUUAUGGGAGAUGUUGAGUACCCAAGUGGAGUUGAAAUGAACAAAAGGGGUGAUUUGGUUCACAAAGUGUAAGAAAGGACAACCUUUAGGGACUUAG
Messenger RNA from Helianthus annuus (common sunflower), 1635 nucleotides. Its product is annotated as sugar carrier protein C. Bases 45 to 1610 code for a protein of 521 amino acids. The transcript has 4 exons. Lineage: Eukaryota; Viridiplantae; Streptophyta; Magnoliopsida; Asterales; Asteraceae. Gene Ontology annotation, molecular function: monosaccharide transmembrane transporter activity. Gene Ontology annotation, biological process: monosaccharide transmembrane transport. Gene Ontology annotation, cellular component: membrane. The record is from RefSeq and is a predicted model, not a curated record.